AUGUAAAGCCGAGGCGGCAACACAACUCCACCCUGUAUAACGGCCUCGACAUAAAACAAGAAAAAAUAUAUUUUAUUUCUCAUUUAUUAAAUAAAAAAUAAAUAAAAUGUCUUUGGCCCACCCAAUCCUUAAGGAAAUGCUGAACUCUGGUUGUUCGGACCAUACAAACAUCCUCAUAGCAUUCCAAACUUAUAUGGAGUUGUGCGAAGUACACAAUUUUGAAACAGUAGAACACUGUUUUUCCAUGGACAUGAACAUGAUAUAUUUAAAAGCUGUGGAGGACAAGGAAGAAGAGAUUUUUCUUCCUAUUUCUAUUAAGGAAAAUAUAACACCAUCUUGGAUUGAAAAAGUUAGACAAGCCAUCUGCCAAAACGAAAAUGGAGAAGUACAAAAGUUCAAUAUUGUGAUACGAGAUUGUGACACAACAUGUGCAAUAUACAAGAUGACUAGUGGACUCAAACCACCCCUAUCACCAGAAUCUUCGAGAAAAAAGAAAAUAGAGGGCGAGAAAAAUCAACUUGUACAUACCGAAAUAAAUAAAGUUUUACCUGAACUGUAUCAAACAGCUUUGAAACAAUUAAAUAAAUAAGUAUACAAAUGUA
This is a messenger RNA of Cimex lectularius (bed bug), 602 nucleotides long. RefSeq lists its product as uncharacterized. NCBI's taxonomy places the organism in Eukaryota, Metazoa, Arthropoda, Insecta, Hemiptera, Cimicidae. Gene Ontology annotation, biological process: tRNA splicing, via endonucleolytic cleavage and ligation. The record is from RefSeq and is a predicted model, not a curated record. Gene Ontology annotation, molecular function: nucleic acid binding. Bases 107 to 589 code for a protein of 160 amino acids. The transcript has 4 exons.